GACUAGGGAUACUUGACACAUUCUGUACUCUUUUUAUAUUUUCGUUUCGUUUCUCCCUGCUUAGCUUCGCAUAGUCCCUUAGUUCUGAUUCAGUCUCCUUCUAACCAUGUUCCCCUUUUCGAUUACCCAAUGCUCCCAAUUCAUGUCCCUGUGACGCUCCUAUUGCUGCUUGGGAACGUGAAGGCUCACGCUCAACCUUUUCUUUCCUUUGGCUUUUGUAACUUUUGCCAUCCACUAGUAUCUUUGUUCUUCCUGUUUCAUCCAAUUCCGUUCUUUCUUACAUAACAAUGGCCGAUUCUACGCUUUCCGUUGAUCAACCAACCGUAGAGGUACAGAGUCCACCUUCUGCUCAAUCUCUUGCACAGAUCAGUAGUAUCGUUCGCAAGAAAUUGCAAGGCUAUGUCGGCUUCGCAAACUUGCCUAAUCAAGUCCAUCGCAAAUCCGUAAAGAAAGGUUUCCAAUUCACCUGUAUGGUUGUCGGUGAAUCCGGCCUUGGAAAAUCAACUCUAAUCAACACCUUGUUCAAUACCCAACUAUAUCCUGGUAAAUAUAAUGAUGAGGCGCCUGUAGAGUCGCCCAAGACAGUCGAAAUCAAGUCCAUCACAGCAGAUCUAGAUGAGAACGGUGUAAAGCUCAGGUUGAAUGUGGUCGAUACACCCGGCUUUGGUGACUUUGUCAACAAUGAAGCUAGCUGGAAACCUAUCUUGGACAAUAUUGAAGCUAGAUGCGAUAUGUACCUUGAACAGGAAAACCGUGUCAACCGUCUCAAAAUUGUGGACAACCGUAUUCAUGCUUGCAUUUAUUUCAUUGCUCCCACUGGUCACGCCCUGAAACAAGUUGACAUUGAGUUCAUGCGUCGACUCCACACUCGCGUCAAUUUGAUCCCUGUCAUUGCAAAGUCCGAUACUAUGACCGAAGAGGAAGUGUUCGCGUUCAAAGAGCGUAUAUUGAGUGAUAUCAACUUUCACAACAUACAGAUAUACCAAGCCCCACAAUAUGAGUACGACGAUGCAGAAACCAUUGCUGAGAACAGAGAGAUUGUAUCCAAAAUUCCGUUUGCCAUUGUCGGAUCAGACAAGGAGGUUGAAACUGAAGGGGGUCGUAAAGUCCGCGGUCGUGCCUAUCCCUGGGGAGUUGUGGAAGUUGACAAUGAAGACCAGUGCGAUUUCGUCAAAUUGAGACAAAUGCUCAUUCGAACUCAUAUGGAAGAACUCAAGGAACACACAAACAAUGUCCUGUACGAAAACUACCGUACCGAGAAAUUGACUGCUAUGGGUAUACAACAAGAUCCCACCGUAUUCAAGGAAGUCAACCCAAUGCAAAAGAUGGAAGAAGAGCGCCUCCAGCAUGAACACAAGCUUCAAAAGAUGGAAGGUGAAAUGAGAAUGGUAUUCCAAGCCAAGGUGCAAGAAAAAGAAACUAAGCUCAAGCAGAGCGAGGAAGAACUUUACGCACGACACAGAGAAAUGAAAGAAGCGCUUGAAAAACAGAGAUUGGAUCUUGAAGAAAGGAAAAAGAGAAUGGAAUCUGGUAGACCAAUGACUCCUGAGAAGGCGAAGAAGAAGGGAUUUUCAUUCAACAAGUAGUGAUUGAUUUGACGGCUUUCAUCUUACCUGCCAGUCACAAAAAGUCCAUCCUAAUGCUCUCUUUAAUUUACUUCCCAAAUUUUAUUUUACCCUCCACUUUCUUUUCUUACUCUUAUAUGUAGUUGGUUUGAAAUAUGACAAACACUCUGGAUUCUCACCCAUUCCAGAAUGUCUUUAAACGUUACAAGCCUUUAGAGGUCAGCCUCCGCCCGUAAUUCUGCAAUGUCGUUAUAAAAAGUCUGUGUGAUUAAAAA
This is a messenger RNA of Umbelopsis ramanniana AG, 1840 nucleotides long. RefSeq lists its product as uncharacterized. The record is from RefSeq and is a predicted model, not a curated record. The coding region runs from base 288 to 1586 and encodes 432 amino acids. Gene Ontology annotation, molecular function: GTP binding; GTPase activity; molecular adaptor activity. The transcript has 6 exons. Gene Ontology annotation, biological process: cytoskeleton-dependent cytokinesis. Lineage: Eukaryota; Fungi; Mucoromycota; Umbelopsidomycetes; Umbelopsidales; Umbelopsidaceae. Gene Ontology annotation, cellular component: septin complex; cytosol; septin ring.